AUGAGACGAUUAUGUAUAGCCACAGCCCACGCCUUCCUCUUAGUCUAUGCGGUUACAUCUGCCCCAUCUUUGGACUGUAUAAAACAGUGUUUCGAGGAAAUUAGAGAACAGCGAGGGGAUUAUCAGGAAAUACCCAUAGUGAUAGCGGGUAAUAAAUUAGAUUUGACAUCGACGCACAGAGAAAUUCCGAUCGAGGAUGUUUCAGAAUGGGUUUACUGCGAGUUACCAAAAUUAAGGUGA
Molecule: messenger RNA, 240 nt
Organism: Diabrotica balteata
Lineage: Eukaryota; Metazoa; Arthropoda; Insecta; Coleoptera; Chrysomelidae
Source: the annotation of a GenBank genome assembly